UCCUGGUGUCAUGGCAUGUCCAGGCCCCUGGCUUCCCUCCUCUCAUCUCUUCCGGUGCUGGUGCCCAGUUCCUUGUUUCUCUUCCUGACUAAGCGUGGAUUUAAGACCUCAGGAAUCAGCUGUUCUUCCCAAUAGCCAUAGGCCCGGAGGGACGGCGGUGACCAUGGGGGACUCCAAGGAAGUAGAUGAGGAGGAGCUGAUCUCCGAUGGUAGCAGAUAUUCUGGAAAAAGCUUUGGAGUCCGAUCGUCUUUGGGGCUUGGGAAUUUUCCAGCUUUUCUGGGUCAUGGUCGUGUCCCCCAGCUGCUACAGCUCAUUCUCUUUGUUCUACUUGCUGCACUUCUGAUGGCCACCUUCAUUCAAGUCUCUAAGGUCCCUAACUCAGAAGAAUUGAAGCAGAGUCAGUCAAAGCAGGAGACGAUUUACCAGGAAUUGACCAGGAUGAAGGCUCGAGUGGACCAUCUAUGCCGGCCCUGCCCCUGGGACUGGAUAUCUUUCCAAGGGCAUUGCUACUUCCUCUCCAAUUCCCAACGGAACUGGCAUGACUCUGUCACUGCUUGCCAGGAAGUGGAGGCCCAACUCGUCAGCAUUGAAAGUGAUGAGGAGCAGAUCUUCCUGCAACAGACUUCUAAGAAGAAAGGCUACACGUGGAUAGGGCUGUCAGACCUGAAUCAGGAAGCCGCGUGGGUCUGGGUGGAUGGCUCACCACUGUCCAACAGACUGAAGAAAUAUUGGAAUAAAGGACAACCCAACAAUAAUGGAGGACAAGACUGUGUGGAAUUUAGAGGAGAAGGCUGGAAUGACUCCAACUGUGACAACAAGAAAUUCUGGAUCUGCAAAAAAUCUUUGAGUCCCUGCUCUCACAAGUAAUGGCCAGUCCUCACAGCCCAAAGUUCCCCUCUCCCUCAGUGGCAGAACUCUACCCAGGUGCAUGCCAGAUCCUUAACCCAGUGAGUGGGCUGUUGUGGUUCCAAUAAUAUCUUUAGGCUCUCCUCGGUCUUAUUGGACAUCCAUGGUGGGCGGAACUUCCUCUGAUGCCCCCAACUUCCUGUUGGCAUGGUGACCAUUGCUCUGUCUCAGUAGUUAAUAUACUGAGUGGGUGUGGGAUAGAUCUUUGGGUGGGGUGUAUUCUGUAAAUCUACCCUGCACUCUUCACCCCUUGGGGUAAACUGGGGUUGCUGUCAGAACCCCACUAUUGGCCUUGCCCUUCCGCCUGGUGCCUUCUUUCCCAUAAUGUAAUAAACG
Molecule: messenger RNA, 1243 nt
Organism: Dipodomys spectabilis (banner-tailed kangaroo rat)
Lineage: Eukaryota; Metazoa; Chordata; Mammalia; Rodentia; Heteromyidae
Product: CD209 antigen-like protein E
Exons: 7
Coding region: 164-868 (234 amino acids)
Source: RefSeq, a predicted model, not a curated record